UAUCUGGUAUCUAUCUAUUGGGAAAGUAUCGGUAGGCGACCAGGUCGAUCGUCUUGUCCUGGGCACGCAUGUCGACAUCGCUAAAGGACAGGAAGCUCUCGAACCCACACCUCUCCAGUAUCUUCUGACUCGCUGCGUUCGACGCGUCGAUCACCGCCACCAGGGCUUCCCGCACCUCCGCCUCCGCCUCCGCCUCCGCCCCCGCCCCCGCCCCCAACUCCGGCCCGGGCCCGGGCCCGCCAGCGCCCUCCGCCGAGCUGGCUGUUACCUCCCUGUCGACCCGUCCCUUCCUGGGCAGCCCAGAGUACAUGCCCAAGAAUGCCCUCAGGAAUUCUGUAGCUAUGCCUCUGCCCCACCAUUCCUUUCGGAUCAUGUAGCCCACUUCCGGCCACCCAAGCUGCGGACCAGCCGUGGCAUCGCCGGCCGGCUGCUCAAAGGCGUGCACGCCCCCCUGGCCGAUGAGCUCGCCCGUCUCCCUCAGGCAGAUUGCGCAGUUGAAGGUCUUUGUGUCAUUUGGCGGCAGGAAGAGCCCGAGUUUGGCUGCUGUUUCCUCCCGGUCGACAUCAACUCGCCCGACCGUCGUCCACUGCAUCACCUCGGGCUGCUGGCGCAGUGUGUACAGGGCGUCGAGGUCAGACGGGUCGAAGGGCCGCAGGACAAGCCGCGGCGUCGUCACAUGUGGCCUGGACGAGUUCGGGGGGAGCACCGGCAACGUCGUGCGGACCCUGACCCAGCCUUCUGGCUUCGAGGGCACGGGCGGCGGCAUGGCUGGUCGGUUGCUGGCAGCAGUCUGAGGCGGAGGUGCGAGCAAGAUAACCAACCCCCAUCCCUUGCCCGUUCUUGCUAGCGCGGGACCCGGACCCGGACCCGGCAGCCUGGACGACAUCAUGCAUCUUCAACGAGGUUUGAGGACCCAGGCUUCGAACACCCACCCUGUCUCGUCGCAUCUGUGCCUACAGAUUACAGAUCCUCAGCCAAGAUGAGUAAGGAAAUCCACGCCCUCAGCUGUGUCAACUGUCGCCAGCGAAAGGUCAAGUGCUCCAAGACCUACCCAUGCCCUCACUGCCUCAGGGGCGGCCUCGAGUGCAUCUUCCCUUCGCGUAAAAAGGACAGGCGCCCGCGCACAAAUAGAAACCACGAGCUGCUCAAUAGGCUGGCCAAGCUCGAGGCUAUUGUCGGCCAGGUGAGUCAGGAAGUGGACCCUGAAGCUGCCAGCCUGGCUUCCGGCCACCAGCCUGUGGUCACGGUACGCGCCGCCGUUGAAGCCGCGGACGAGGCUAUUGCGCAACCAGUCUCAAAAGAUGAACCCAGCGUAAGCGUAAAAUACGUGAGCGGAGAGUUCUGGGCAAACCUGUCCAGGGAGGUUGAGGGUAUCAAAGCGACCCUCGAGCAGCCGAGUGAUGAUGAGGAUGAGGAUGACGCCGAGCACAAAGCCCCCUCGCCCGAGUCACACCAGGGGAGUCACAGCAGCUUUGGUUAUAGUAUGAGCCCGCCUUUGGUCUUGGGGAGUGCCCCGGCGACGGAUGGGUUGUCACACCCGCCCACAGCGCGUAUGAAGACGCUGUGCGAGAUAUAUUUCCGCAGUGUCGACCCGUUGAUGAAGAUACUGCACAAGCCGACAACUGAGAAGGCUUUUGAGCUGUACAUGGUGAAUCCACUCCGUCACCCACUCAGUCGUGCAACCGAGGCCCUGUUCUUCGCCAUGUAUUUCGCAGCUGUGACAAGCCUCCGGCCCGAUUCCUGUCUGAACCAGCUCGGCGAGGAUCGAAGGGUGCUGGCUGUGCAGUACAAACAGGCAGUGGAGCGUGCCCUGGCCAGAGCGGACUAUCUCAACAGCACCUCGCUGGAAACCCUCCAGGCCUUUAUGAUCUACUCGACUUGUCUACGCAACUAUGCGGAAUCUCGCGCCUCGUGGGCGCUGUUGGCCAUGGCUUUACGCCUUGCCCAAGCCAUAGGUGUUCAUCGUGAUGGUGAUGGGUCCGCUUUUUCCCCUUUCGAAGCAGAAAUGCGUCGCAGGCUGUGGGCACAAAUCAUCGUUCUCGACGUCCGCGCUGCGCAAGAUCGUGGUACGGAAGCCAUGAUCAGGCAGGAAGAAACUAACACGGCUGCACCAUCAAAUGUUAACGAUGAUGACUUCGGCCCGCACACUUCUGUCCCGCUUGCGCAGCUGGAAAAGAAAGGCCCCACAGACAUAACGUUCAGCCUCUGCACUUAUCACUGCUCCAAGCUCUUCCUUCACAUACACGGGCCCAGGAUCCGCUUCUCCAAAGCUACCCACGAAACCACCCUCCCCGGACCACACGCACAGCCACAGGUCUCUGAGGAAGACAUUAUCCAGCGCAUCAAGAGUCUAGAAGCUCAGUUUCUAACCGCUGCUGCCGACCAGGCUGGCCAUCCUCAGGCCUCAUAUGCGGCUACCGUCUUGCGCAUAGCAUCAUUGGUCUAUUGGCUCAGCAUACAGUACCCACUGCAAGUAAGGCAGCCCACCAUCAAACCUCGCGUGAGCCGGGAGCAUAUGCUUCAGACGGCUGUCGCCAUCAUGGAGCUGCAGGCCUGUGGGCCGUCCUCCGCCGCCAUGAGCUCAGAGGAAUUCUCCGAGAGAUUCAUUUGGUGGCAAGACGGCUACAUUCCCUGGCACCCCUUGGCGGUCGCCCUGGCCGAGCUGUGCGUGCAGACAGAAGGUCCCCUAGUUGACAGGGCAUGGAAGACGAUUGACCGCGUUAUGCCUUCAUGGGGAGAUAAGGUUGCAGACACGAGGAAGGGUGCACUCUGGCGGCCAAUCCGAAAGCUGCUCAAACAGGCGAGACAGAGGAGGGCCGAAGCGCAGAUGAGGAGACUUGGUAUCAGCGAACCGGGACAGCAAGCCAGGCAACCGGCAGAACCGCCGUUGCAGGCUCAGGCAAAACGAGCCACAGGACAGCCGCUUGUGAAGCAGGCCGCGCCAACGGCGCCGUCCGAUUCGGGCAGGGCGAUGGACAGUAGCAAGCCACCACCGAACCCCGCCACGGCCCUCGGUCCCACGGGUGUUCCUCUGUCGCAAGAUUUCGGUCCCAUGCCAGAUAUACCAGCCGUGGCGCCUCCAUUCAUCUUAGAAAACAGCCAUCACCAGUGGAUGAUCGACUUUGCGGACAUCGCAGACGUUCCUGUGGACACAUCGAUUGAUUAUAAUGGUGCUGUGGGUCUCGGCGGGGGCGGCGGCGGCGGUUUCGACAUGAUGGACUGGAGUUAUUGGAACGACUUUGUCAACGAUGCCAGUGUGAAUGUGGAGGGGCAAACAUCCCCUAGUAGUGAGGGGAAGUAGAGGUUCUUGUUGACUCGCUACAGUACAUUUGUGCAUUCUUCGGAUUGCAAGAUUGUAUAGCUGAGGACACAGGCUGAGGGACGUCUCAUCAACCGCAGACGUGGGUCCUCGCUCGCGUGGCAGCCAAGGUUAUCACGAAUUUAACCUCCACUCAUAGAAAACCA
Messenger RNA from Diaporthe batatas, 3465 nucleotides. RefSeq lists its product as uncharacterized. The coding region runs from base 980 to 3301 and encodes 773 amino acids. The transcript is spliced from 6 exons. Gene Ontology annotation, molecular function: DNA-binding transcription factor activity, RNA polymerase II-specific; DNA binding; zinc ion binding. The record is from RefSeq and is a predicted model, not a curated record. NCBI's taxonomy places the organism in Eukaryota, Fungi, Ascomycota, Sordariomycetes, Diaporthales, Diaporthaceae. Gene Ontology annotation, biological process: DNA-templated transcription; regulation of DNA-templated transcription.